Thyridium curvatum is the source of this 1551-nucleotide messenger RNA. RefSeq lists its product as uncharacterized. Gene Ontology annotation, biological process: cellular response to glucose starvation; regulation of mitotic metaphase/anaphase transition. Gene Ontology annotation, molecular function: protein serine/threonine phosphatase inhibitor activity. The transcript has 3 exons. The record is from RefSeq and is a predicted model, not a curated record. Bases 1 to 1551 code for a protein of 516 amino acids. NCBI's taxonomy places the organism in Eukaryota, Fungi, Ascomycota, Sordariomycetes, Thyridiales, Thyridiaceae.
AUGGACUCGACAUCGCCGCCACAAGGCAAAGCCGCGCCCGCCGUACCCGGAAGCACCAGCUCGUCGGGAUCUGUAGAGAGGUCAAGCUCCCAGUCGAGCCUGCACAGGUCCGGGCACGCCUCUUCCCACCGGCAGAGCUUUGCCGAGAACCUUCGCAACCCUCCGCCCUCCCCGCGCCAGCAACGACAUCCUUCCUUCACUCAAGCUGCGGUCCAGGAGCUGCUCAACUAUCCGCCUCAGGGGCGCCAGCCCAAUCCUCGCUUUGUCGGCAGGGAUUGGCGCGAUGUCGCCGUUGGCGAAUUGAUCUCGCAGGAUGACGUCAGAUGGGUGGACUUGAACACGAGCGUCGAAGAAGCAACCAUGACUCUUGUCAGGAAUACGCCGCCCGGAAUUGUCCUAGUCCGCGAGGAUCCCUCGUCCAAAAAAGCCGUCUCAACCUUUGAUUACAACGAUCUCAAUUCCUACCUCCUUGUCGUCGUCGGCCUGGCCAAGCCCGACGAGGAACAUGUCCAGCUGUGUGACGACAUCGCCAACAGAGCCCGCGAGCGGACUGCCAUCCCGCUAAGAGACAUCCAAGCGAUAUGUCGCAAGGAGACACUGGUCUCCAUCCCGGCCGACCAGAACCUGGCACAAGCCAUCGAGAUAUUCGGCAGUGGGAUCCACCAGAUCCUAAUCACCGAUCAAAGCUCCGCGGUGAUAGGAGCUCUCAGCCAACUGAAGGUUGUCGAGUUCUUCUGGAACGAGCGCGUCAAUUUCCCUGUAAUUGAUAGGCUUUACCCCGCCACCCUGACAGACCUCCAGCUUGGCUCGCAGCAGAUCAUUGCCAUCAAUGGCGAUAGCCAACUUGCGGACGCCCUGACCCUGAUGAAUAAUGAGGGUUUGACAUCGGUGGCCGUUGUCGAUAACGGGCUGAACGUCGUGGGCAACAUCUCCACGGCAGAUGUCAAGCACCUAACCUCGGCGACCAGCCUGCCGCUGCUACAACAGUCUUGCAUGCACUUCAUCUCGGUCAUCCUGACCGAGCGCGGCGUCGAGAAAGGCCGUGACUCGUUCCCCGUCUUCUAUGUGAACCCUUACUCCACCCUCAUGCACACCGUCGCAAAGCUCGUCGCGACGCAGUCUCACCGGAUGUGGGUGGUCCAGUCCGCCAGUCCUUCUCCCAGCGCCCCUGCGACGCCGUUGCUCGCCCCCGUCAAGCCAGCUACUGCCUCGUCAGCCGCCUCGGCACCGGCCAACACCUCUGGCACCGGGGCAACUCGUGACUCCACCGUCAUCCUCCCCGCCCCGGGCAACACCUCUGCACCGCAGUCGCCCCUCCCAUCUCCGGGCUUCCCGGCUUCGGUCCCGGCCGCCGCUAUGCCUGGCGCGCAUCUGUCCGGCAAGCUCACCGGCGUGGUUUCGUUGACUGAUAUCCUCAACAUGUUUGCCAAGCAGUCCGGCCUCAACCCGUCAGACCCUGGGGAGCAACGUGCUAGGAGGAGACGCAGCAGCAGCUCCUCUCUGCGGCCAAGUAUUGACAGCUCAAGGGCCAGUAUGGAUAUGAGGAGGUGA